UUCAACGAUGUAACCAUGGUAACCAGCACUCUGCGCUGCCGGGUUCAGGGACCAAAGCGAGAAGUUUUUACCGGAUAUCAGAAACAACCGAGUUUAACUUUAAAGUUUUGUCUCAGAUAGAUUCCCAGCAUCCAGACGCAGCGUUUUAAAGUCGAUGAAAGGAGUUUUUGAGCAAAGUUUCGGGUAACCGACGGUUUUUAUCCAGGACGUGAGUUGCUCCACUUUCCCACAUGGAUUCAGGAAAACUGGACAGGACGAAACCGGAGAUUCCAGUAAAACAUCUCAGUGCAUCCCAUAAGAUUAAACACUGUGAUGAGGUCAGUCCUAAAAGUCUUCUUGACCUCAGUAAGGUGAUUCGUCUUCUUGAGGACCCUCUGACGGAGAGGCACCUGUUUGUCCUGAAGAAACUGCUAAAGAGAAACCACUCAGGCUUCCUUCUGAGUGAGCUAGCUGAUAUAUCCCAAAUACUCAACAUCUGUGCGGAGAAAGUGAGCGAUCAACCCAAAUAUGCAUCUGUUCUGUGUGAAGCUCUUGAAAUCUGCAGGUUUCCCUUCCUGAAGGAGCGAACAUCUGAUGAGCUGAUCUACGCUCAGGACGCCACAGAGUUCCUCUCUAACAUGGGCCAUCUGAUGAGGGUCCCACAUGCUGAAGUUCAGGAACACGUUGUUGAAUUGGUGAGGUCGUUUUUCAGCUCUGAUGCUCCAACGGAUCUGCCUGAAGAGCUCCAGGCGACCUCUGCCGUUUACCGGCUGCAGUUGCUGGAGCGCAGUGACCUUCCCAAAACGCUGCUUCUUUCCAUGGCAGCUCUGCAGAACCAGCCUUCCAUCAAGCUACAGCUCCUGCAAACCCUUCAACUUCUCUCCAGCGCCUCUGACAUGAACUGCACCUUGAUCCUGGAUGCAGGAGGAGCUGAGAUGAUCUGUCUGCACAUGAAUGACGGUGACCUGUCCGGUCAGGUUCUUUUGUGCUCCUCGGAGAUCCUCUGGAACCUGCUGGAGAGCAGGAGCAAGGAGGAGGCCAUGACUCAGCUCAGCAGCAUGGAGUGUGUGGUGUCACUGAAGGAAGCGUUUUCAUUCGUGCUGGAGAUCACAUCCUGUGGUUCUGACCUCCAGCUUAGGAAUUAUCUGCUGGUGAUCACGACUCUGAUCGCAGAAAAUCCAAACUGUCCACUCAUUGAGAGCUUAUUUGCCAAACAGCUACUGGGUUUCAUCACAUUUCCAGAGCUGAACAGCUCUUCAGUCCAGAAACUCACUUACAGCAGGGAAGACCUGAAGAUGAGGAAGCUGUUGUUGAAUCUGCUGUUCGUGAUGUGUAGAAACGUUGCUGCUCUGCAGCUUUUUAGAGAGGAGCUGGUCAUGGUGAACCUGCUUCAGCUAGUGAAUCCUCCUGUUGCCUAUCCUGAGCACCGGCCAGCUUCACCUCAUUGCUUCAUCACUCAGCAGGAAGAGCUCCAGCUGCAGGCGUUAGACGGCCUGGCCAGCAUCGCUCCAGUCAUGCUGCACGACUACAUGUCCUGUCAGGGAAACACAUGCCUGCUGCUGCUGCUGGAGCGGUGCACCAACAAAGAUGCCAAAGUCAGCAGGAUGGCCCAGAUGCAGCGUUGCAUCAGAGUCCUGCGAUCUGUGACGGCUCUGGGAGACCCGGCUGUAAACCAGGACCUCUGUGAUCAGGGAGCCAUCAACCAGCUUCUGGGGUUUUUAAUCCUGAUGGAGGGGAGUUAUGAUGAAGAUGAUGUGAUCGCCGUGGAGAUGAUGUCGAAUAUCCAGCUCAUCCUAUCAGAGCUGUGUGAGACCGACCUACACAGAAAGGAGCUGUUUGGCUUAGAGGGAGUAAAGAUGGUCGUACGUUUCCUGAAGAAAGGUCCGAAGAAGUUCUACAGCGGUUUGGGACACAACAAGCUCGUGAUUUCCACCGUCGACUGUGUGUGGUCCUGCAUCGUGGGCUGCUGCAUCACAGAAUACCAGUUCCUAGCAAAAGAAGGAGCAUCUUUGUUGCUGGAUUUACUCCAAGCGAGUCCCAGAUGUAUACACAGCUUCAUCCUCGCCACCCUGCUGGAUCUUUGCAACAACCCAAACACUCGGCCUCAGAUCCUGAGCUGGAGGGACGUCAGCGGACAAACGGCUCCCAGAGUCCUGCUGCAGCUGUGGAGGGAGGAAGAGGAGGAGCUGGGAGUCCUCCGGAACCAACAUGGGGGGAUUAAAGAUCCAGAGAAGCCUCUCCUGACUGGUUUCCAGGAGGACAGCAGUGGUUUCCCUGCUGACACGCCAUCUGCAGCGUUGCUGGCAAUGUCGGAAAACCUGCGAGCGAAGAUUUACCUCCUCUUCUGCAGUUUGGGUUUCCAGGAGCUUCCUGGCCUGUCAGCAGGAGAUUAUGUGACUCUGGGCAUCGUCAGGAGAUACUUGGACUUCAAGGUUGGAGAGGUGUGGAAUGAGAUCUGCAGCGAGCUGAUUCUGGAUGGCGUGAAGCCAAUCAGAUCUGAUCAGGAAGCUCUGAGAUCCAUCUGUAAGACAUCAGAGGAGACAGCAAGGAGAUUAAUGGAGGAUCAAACACGUAUCCUGGAAGAGCAGGAGGAGGAAGAGAUCAGGGAGGAGAUGCUCAUCUACAAAGAGAUGAAGUCUCGCCAGAAACAGCAGGAGAUAGAAGCCAAAUCCUGGGACAGAUACAUUUCCAGAACUUCAAAUUACAACAUCCUGAAGGAGGAAAAAGCUCAGAGGAAAAACUACAUGGAAUCAAACCUGAAGCAUGAAAAUGCUGCUGCUGAUCGUCCUGCGAAGCUUUUCAUCAGCCACAUCCUGGCAGUGGAGAACACUGGUGAUCAGGGACCUGCAGGGGUUGACGUGACACUCGCCAGAACUUCAGUCUGAGCUAAACUGAUUGAAAGAGCUGCAGAACUCCAGCAGGAUGGAAAACUGACUGGUUCAACACGAGACUUUUAUACUCGAAGAGGUUUUAAUGUUCUUGCAUGGGUGUGAGGUUAACACAAUAAAACUGAGAGCUUAAGAUUUUGCACGAUAAAUCGUUUUUAUUUAUGUGUGCAGCUGUUUCUGUUAUCUAUCAAGGCCACAGGCAGAAAACUCAGACAUGACUCUCAGUCUGCACAAUCACUACCUUGUAGUCUUGUCUACCACCCAGUGCUCAUGCAGAGCCUUCAAGCCAUUCCUGUGGUGAAAAUGAGUUUGCAUGUCUAAUUAUCAGAGUGCCCUUAAAGCAACAUCUGCUCCUUAAAUAAAGCUGCUGAAAAAAUAGUUUCUGUGCUAAGGCUGUUUCCCAUGUUUAUAUAUGGCAUCAUAAAGCAUGUAGGACAACAUAAUUUACCCAUGUUUUGUGUAUAUGUUUUAACCUGAUAGCACACAGACUCCAUUUACAAGAAGAACCAAGAACGUCUCUACUUGCUGAGGAAUUGAAGACUUUAAAUGUCUGCAGGAGCACAUUGAUCUUGAUCUAUUUAAACAUUUAUUACAUUCUGUUUCAAUUUUCUUAAAACAAAAAUCAUAAUUACAGAACAUCUAAACAAUCAGGCGCAAUAAUUGGUUCACCCCAACCCUGUUUAUCAGAUCGAUGUAGCCUCCCAGUGACCAGGAAGUCUCCAUGAUCCCUGAGGACUCUUCACAUCCACCACACAACAUCUACUACACCCCAACCAAUUCAGUCCAAUUCAGUUUUAUUUAUGUGGUGGAAAUUCACAACACAUGUCGUCUCAAGGCACUUCCUACAGAGUGAAUUCAACCAAUUAUACAGAUUUCAAGUCAGGUACAUACAUUCGAAUGAAUUCUAACAUAUAAAAAUGUUUUGCUCCUGUGUCCAUGUCUGCUUGUUCAGCAGGUGAAGAAAGUCAGAGGAAAGUUUUUAUCUUAUCAAAGCAGCAUAUGAAUCAGUUGCCUUUAUAGUUUCUUUAUAGUCUGCAGCAGUGCAUUUCAAAUAUUUUUUAUAAAACAUCUUUCUGAAUUUUGUCUCUGAGGAAUGUUUCUAGAUCUUGUCAGAACCUGAAACUCUCUGUCAGGCUUUGCUGUUUUUCCAUUUCUAGGAUUAGCUGUUGUGUUUGUGCUUGAAAAGAGGACAACUGUGGGAAAAAUGCAAUAACAGCUGCAAAUCUCAUGCAUAUGAUGGACUCAGUUAGUGUGUUUUAUAUUUGCAUGUAUUUAAUACAAUCUGCUGUGUGAAUCCAGUGCAGAAAUGAAGCAGAUACUGCAUGUGACAAUGGGCAGAAAAUGAAGCAAAUCGCACUACUUUGUGAAUUUAUCCCCAGAGGUUCUAUCACCGUUGAGGACGUUAUGCUGACUUUAGUUUUCUGAUGAUCAACCCCAACCUCAACCAGUUUCUUACUGGGCUGUUCCAUGCAUGUCUAGACAACGUGGGUGAUGACUGAACACACAGAACUGAAGUAAAGAACUUACCUUUUGCAAGCAAAUGUCUCUUUUUAGCUCAUUUUGGUAUUUAACAAGGUCAUUACAAAGAAUCUGUUUUACCUCAAAGUAUCUUCCUUAGAUCUGCAUUUUCUCUGUUAUCAAUAAUAACUUACAGCAAGAACCACUUAUGAAUUUUUAACAUUGUGCCAUUAUGUAACAGAAGCAGAAGCCUUACAGAGAAACCUGAAACAUAAAUACAAUCUGAACUUGUCCAGUAUCAGUUUGAAAUCUCACAGAACUAAAGCCUUUAGCUCUAUUUUGCGCUAGAUUAGGACUCUUUAAAGUGUUUCAUACUCUGUGUUUUCCCGUUACAUAAGUCGCUGCAGUGCAUUAACACAAAUGUUCAUUGAAGCAUGCAACAAGCUGCACAGAGCCACUUUUCUCUUGCAGCUCUCAUCAUUUCACUGGAUGGCUGAAUCAUCCGUGACGGGACGGCGCUUUCUAUGAAGCUUCAUCAGAGCUCGCUUGUGUUGAGGCUAGACAAAGAUCAGGGACAUGCAGGAGCUUCCUGAGUGCAGCUGAGCGUUGGUGCUGUUUCUGGACCCAGUCUGGACUUCCAGAGGACCGCUUUAUCCCUCAAAACUAAACUUUCAGGUUGCCCAGACUAACGUGGGACUGAUUGUUGCUCUGUUCUCCUGCUGGCAUCUUCUCGACUCAUCACCGGCUCCAGCGACAGGAAUGAUGUUCCGCCUGGGAAGAUUGACACCGGGAUACUUCCGACUCCUCCAGAGGCAGAUGUCUGGUGAGGUUCAGGUCCAGCCAUACAGCAGCAUCAUGGAGCCUGUCGCCAUGACGAUGGCUGCGCUAGGGUUGGGAGUAUCUGUGUACAGCGCCAGGCAGAUGGCGGCAAGUUGCGACAAACGUCACUGAAAAGCUCUUUGGGAAUGUCGGAGAUGAUUUUUGUUGGAGGCUGAGAAGGUUUCAGGUGUUUGGAAGGAAAAUAAAGUUUAUUAAAAAGGAAAAAGUAAAGUUUUAGUCAGAGACAAGUGGGAAGGUGAGAUGGGCCAGCCAGACUUGAUCAGAGGUUUUCUUUUAAUGCAGUAAUAAUUAGAAAAUCAGUAGAUUUUACAUGAAGCGCUUGCUUUCUGCCUGCAACUUGUAGUUCAACAAAAUGUAUUUAUUUUAUUUAUGAUAUUUCUCACAAAUGUUUGUCAUUUUAUUGUAUCUUGUUACUGUAAUGAUUGAGUUUUGUUGUUCAUCCUGAAGCUUCUGACUUUAAAUUAUUCAACAAGCUGCAGGAACCGUAAUGUAGCCUCAGUUUACCCACAUUUUCACUCUAAUCACAGAUGGAAAACACACAUUGUGAAAUACUUGGCCUAAAUUUAGUUUGUUUUUGUCCUUCAUUUUAAUGUCAUAGCACCAGAGGAGUCAGCAACCUUUAAAUAAAGAUUACUUGUUUUUACCAUAGAAAAUAUGAUUGUUUUAUUUAAAAAAAACACAUUUUUAUGUAUUUCUAAAUACAUAAAAAUGUGGUUUUAUACAUGAUAUUUUUCUAAUUCCGUACCAAUGGAAAAGAAUGUAGUUUGUGAUGUAAUGAUGGAAAAUAAAAGAAUUAGUGUGUAAAA
Girardinichthys multiradiatus is the source of this 5971-nucleotide messenger RNA. RefSeq names its product cilia- and flagella-associated protein 69-like. The transcript is spliced from 24 exons. Gene Ontology annotation, biological process: olfactory behavior; response to odorant; positive regulation of flagellated sperm motility. The coding region runs from base 231 to 2864 and encodes 877 amino acids. Gene Ontology annotation, cellular component: non-motile cilium; sperm midpiece. The record is from RefSeq and is a predicted model, not a curated record. NCBI's taxonomy places the organism in Eukaryota, Metazoa, Chordata, Actinopteri, Cyprinodontiformes, Goodeidae.